Molecule: messenger RNA, 2140 nt
Organism: Mugil cephalus (flathead mullet)
Lineage: Eukaryota; Metazoa; Chordata; Actinopteri; Mugiliformes; Mugilidae
Gene: kbtbd13b
Product: kelch repeat and BTB domain containing 13b
Exons: 1
Coding region: 1-1443 (480 amino acids)
Molecular function (GO): protein binding
Source: RefSeq, a predicted model, not a curated record
AUGUCAGAGCCCAGAGUUGGAUCAGAGGAGGACAGCAGCAGCUGUGGCGGUGCAGAUGUUGAAAAGCAUCUGUCAUGUCCUAGCUCUGGCCUUGUCGCAGCUAGAUUAACUAUUGUAGUUGGAGAUACACACUUCUCUGAGGAGAAAAUGUUACUUGUUCAGAGCUGUGACUAUUUCCAAGCUCUGUAUCGAUCUGGAAUGAAGGAAUGUCAGCAGGAUGAAAUCCACCUGAAGUAUCUGCAUGCUCGAGGCUUCCUUAUUGCCUUGGCUGUUUUACGCGGAGAGAUGCCAAUUUUGGAUGGAGACGACAUUGUUGAAGCCAUUGAAUGCGCUGCGUUCUUGCAAGUGAUACCACUCGCCAAGCAUCUUAUCAACCUCAUUGACCCUGACAACUGUUUACUGAUGUAUCACACAGCUGCCACCUUCGGUCUCAUGGAUCUUUACCACGCUGCUGCACUGUUCAUUCGAGACAUGUAUGGUGACCUGGAAGCAGAGGUCAGGAAAACUUUACCAUCAGAGCUUACCUCUUACAUUGAGUCUUUGACCCCAAGUGUUUUUGUGGCUGUGGGGGCUCAUGUGACCUGUGGUGCAGCUGAAACUGUCCACGCAGCCUCCAGGACGGUCUGCUAUUUGGAUGAAACUGCCAAUACCUGGAAAGUGUUAACAGAUCUUCCACUAGAAGCCAGCACCUCCAUGGCAGGAGUAACAGUUUUAGACAACAAACUGUACAUCAUUGGAGGUGUCCAUGGACUUCACAAACAAGUUGCAGGAUCUUUUUGUUACAACCCUGAAAACAACAGCUGGAGCAGGAUUGCCAGUCCGGCUCAGCUGCGCUAUAAUCUCAGCCUUGUAGGCGUAGACGGUUGUCUUUAUGCCAUUGGAGGAGAAUAUGAGCGGACAACAAUGUCCUCUGUGGAAAUAUACAAUGUGAAGACCAGAGGUUGGACAUUUGCUGCUCACUUACCGCGACCAGCAGCAGGAGCUGCUUGUACCAAAACCAUGGGUAGAAUAUUUGUUUGUUUAUGGAGGCCUAUGGAGACCACAGAGAUCUACGAGUAUGUCCCAGGGAAGGACGAGUGGAGGCCUGUUACCACGAUGAUCAGGCACCAGAGCUACGGACACUGCAUGGUCGGCCACAGGGACAACCUAUACAUCAUGAGAAAUGGCCCAUCUGAUGACUUCCUAAGAUGUUUGAUGGACUGUUACAACCUAAGCUCCGGCCAGUGGUCCUCCCUGCCGGGACACUUUGCCAACAGCAAAGGCUCCUUGUUCACAUCUGUAGUGAGAGGUAACUCCGUGUUCACGCUCAACAGAAGCAUGACACUUGAAUACAUAGUUGACGGUAAAAGUUGGAAGCCCAGGAGACAGUUGAAGGGCUUCCCCAGAAGUGGAUCUGUGUGGACAUUUCUGCUCCGACUACCAGAAACUCUCAUGCUGAAAUAGUGACUUUGCUUGCGGUCAUAUUUUUUGGUUUGCCAACAUAUUUUUACCCUAAAACAAGUAUGUAUUUUCUACUGCCCAGUGAAUUCAUGCAUUGAACUUCCUACAUUGUUUGCAGAUCCUGUAAUUGAAUACAGGGCACAAGUUGGAUUAUAAUGAUAAUUCUCAUGGCUCCUUUUUUGAAGUAUGAAAAUUGGAGCUUCAUACAUUAUAUUUAUCAUGAUGGAUCCAUUGUGCAUGGGUGUUUUAACCUAUAGUAUUUCUUAACUAAUGUUACUUCUCAACUGCUCCCAACAUAUCUUUAAAUUCCUUUUAGCUUGGCUAUGUUGGUGAGGACAUUCCUUGACAUAACACCCUAACCUAAGCCAUCAUAAACCGAAUUUAAAUGGAAGUUUGUGAAAGAAAAUUCCCCAAGAUCCUCCUGAAAUUUUGCAUUCACAAGCUAUGGGCUGUAACAUGUUCGUUUGACUACCAAAUAUUAGUUGAUUUGCCCGCGAGUCCAAAUAAAUGCUUGUGCCAAAUUUAAAUAAAUUCUCUCAAGGCAUGAUAAUGUCUUCCAUUUACAAGAAAAUUUUUAACCGAUUUUGACAUUGUUGCAUAGUUUAUACUGACUGACAUUUAAGGACCCCAUAUGAGGACCCCGUGUCACAUCAUUUACAUAGAGUAUAUUGUAGAGUAAAAAAAAAAAAAAAAAAAAAAA